UUUUACAUCUUACAUUAGUAAUUUUGUUAAUUUAUUAGAAUAGGUUAGGUUAGAUUAGAACGUGGGUCCCCACUGCGGCCAUCUUGGACUACCUAGGUAAACAUUAACCAAGGAAUGAUUUGAAUAUGUUUACUGAUCGAAUGCUAUUUUUGUAGGCGACGUUUCAUUUUAAAACUUCAAAACCCGACGGAACCGUCAUCGACGACAGCAAAUGUCUGAAGAAGCCGAUGGAACUGAUAUUUGGUAAGCAGUUCAAGAUGCCAAUAUGGGAAGAAUGCCUGAAGAGCAUGAGAAUUGGAGAAAUAGCACAGUUUGACAUCCAGAAAAACUUUGUAGAUGCUUAUCCUCUGGUGUCGAAGAGUUAUAGGCAGUUUGCAGGUGUGUGGAAAGGUGACACCAGUUCUCACUGUUGUGGAUUUACUGGAAUGAAGGAAGGGCUUGGACAUCCCGACCUUGAUGGCAUAAUGAAAAAGCCGACAGAUUUGUCGUUUAUUUUUGAGUUAAUCAGCGUCAAUGCACCCGGUGAUUACGAAAAGGAAUCGUGGGCCAUGGAUCCUGAGGAGAAACUUCAGUCCAUACCUUUACUUCAGGAACAGGGAAAUGAAUUUUACGGACAGAAGAAAUAUAAGGAGGCUUCCGAAAAAUAUGCAGAAGCAUUAAAUCGUCUAGAACAACUCUUGUUGAGGGAGAAACCAGGUGAAGAGGAAUGGUUAGAGUUAGAGAAGUUAAAAAUCCCUCUUCUACUGAAUUUUUCCCAGUGUAAACUUGUGGAAAAGGAUUAUUACCCUGUUAUUGAACAUACUACUACUGUUCUAAAGAAAGAAGAAGAUAAUGUUAAAGCGCUAUUCAGGAGGGCCAAGGCUCACGUAGGUGCAUGGAACCCAGAAGAGGCUCGUGCCGACUUCCGGCGGGUGGCAGAACUGGAUCCCAGCUUGAGUAACGUCAUUAAAAAUGAACUAAAGCUUCUGGAUCAAGCUGAAAAGAAGAAGAACCAAGAAGACAAAGCAAAAUUGUGUGGUAAAAUAUUUUCCUGACUAAAGCAUCUGUUUAUUUGUAAAUUGUAACAAUAUAUCAACAGUCCUUUAGCAAGUCAUAUUUAUAAGCCAAUUCUUGAUAGAAAAGAGCAAACUUUUCCAUAUUUACGUUUUAACUCGCAAGUCAAAAUUGAAAAAUCGAGGAACUUGCCUCAUUUUACAUUUAUAUAUAUUGUGAACAUGAGAAAUAAUACUAGAAAAAGUUUAUUUGUAUCAUUGUUGCUAUGCUUUUGUAUAAAUUGUAUAUAUAAUAUAUUGUAACUAGUCAUUUUCGUUACAAAUAAUUGCAUCAUUGUUAAAAAUGUUCAUUGUAUCUUGCAUAAUAAA
Centruroides sculpturatus (bark scorpion) is the source of this 1361-nucleotide messenger RNA. Its product is annotated as AH receptor-interacting protein-like. The transcript has 5 exons. NCBI's taxonomy places the organism in Eukaryota, Metazoa, Arthropoda, Arachnida, Scorpiones, Buthidae. Gene Ontology annotation, molecular function: protein binding; peptidyl-prolyl cis-trans isomerase activity. Bases 228 to 1034 code for a protein of 268 amino acids. The record is from RefSeq and is a predicted model, not a curated record.